CAGUCACGUGACGCCGGCAGGCGCGUCCGUUGCCAAGGCGACGGCUCCCAGGCGACGACUGUACGUACAGUGCGGUUGCUAUGAAGUUGUGAGUGAAUGUUUCUUGGUUCGGAGCGACUUCGCUUUAAAGUUGUGAGGAGGCGAGGCUCGCGAGGGAGGGAGGGAGGCAGCGAGGGAGACUGAGCAGGUUCUAUGUUUGAAAGAAAGUAAAGUGACUUGGAAAAAAAAACACACAAGCGGUUGAAGAUGGGGUCAAGUUCGGACGAGUGGGGUCUGCGGCCGCGUUCAAGGGCCUUCUUGCGGCAAGAGGGCGAGAUCAAGGACCCCGCGGGGACGCGGGAGUCGAGGCCCGGCAGCAGGGAGGGGGUGAACCCCGCGUGGAGCACCGAGGCCGCGCAGCAGCUACCCUCGUCAGCCUGGAUCGCUCAGCACGGCCUCAAGAGGCAGAGGCUGUCCCUCCGGCACGUGCUGGCCAGGAUCGGAUUCAGACAGCGUGAGGAAUUUGAGCCGUCCCUGGGCCGGUUGGUGAGCUCCCGGUAUGGCGAGGGUCGCUUUCUGGAGUACUGCCGGCGAGAUGGGACUCUCUAUAGGCUGACGGUGAGCCGCGCUGAGCUGGAGAGCCUGGCCGAGGCGGUGUGGCGCUGCGAGCAACUCUACCGCGAGCGUCUGCUGUGGCUCGGCUCAGGCUCGCGCCGGGCAUUCGGCGUCUUUCACGAGCGUAGCGUCGCGCUGGUGCUGUAUGACGGCGGCGGUAUCGACGUUGGUGGCACCGGAGAUGCUGACGGGGGCGCACACGAGGGACGCUUCCGAGCCCUGCGCCAGGCGCUCGUCCUGCUGGUUCAAGAGCAGCUGGCGCAGAUGGAGCGGUUUAACGUGAUCCGCGCGGGUGACACUCUGGCGGCGUGGCAGGAGCGUGCCGUGCCGGUGACGCCACAAUCGCUGCUCUCCGCCUCGUCCUGGCUCCGCUCGCUGGAGGCACAGGCCGCGCCCUGCGGCGGCACGGCCUGCGCGGAGGCGCUGACGCACGCGCUGGGGGACCCCACGGUGGAGGCGGUGUGCCUGGUGGUGGCCGGGCCCGUGGAGGGCGUGUUCCGUGAGCUGAUGAGGAAGGCGGUGCGGACGGCCGGGCGUCCCGUGCACGUCGCUUGCGUUGACGCUGCCGCCCCGUCGCCCUCGCGCUCCUUCUUGCGGGAGAUCGCGGACCUCACGGGUGGCAGGUUCCACACGUGCGUGCUGACGUCUUUCGCUGAGUCCGUGUCCCUCGCCCGCGACACCGCGGUUUCAGCCUCCCAGCCGCGUUCUUCCCAGCAGUGCGUGGGCGUUCAGCAGGAUGUGUGGGAGGUUUGGAAGGAGAGGGAGGAGGCGUCGCAAAUCCUCGGGGAGAUCCGCCUCAUCCUACGGGAGAUCUCCGCUCCCUCCGCCACCUCUGGUCCGUCCACGACCUCCGCUCCUUCUCCACAACGUCCAAGCCGGAGCGCGUGCCAGAAGUCGUGGCCGUGCGUCCCCUACAAUCGGUGCGACGCCGCCGCCGCCGCCGCCGCCUCCGCCGUUGCCACCUACGCCGCCGCCGCCGCGGAAGAUGCCGAUUCGUGGAGCGAGGACUGCGCGAGCGUGCGGAGCGACGAGGCCGAGCAGAGCUCGCGCGCGUGGCUCGCUCGCUACGGGCUGGAGGCGCGCGGCCUCGCGCUGCACACGGCGCUGGGGCGCUGCGCGUUCCGCCACGCCGACGGCGUCGUGGACUCGGCACACGGCGACUGCGGCCGGCGGCGGCGCGUGCUCGUGAACGCCCGCUACUGCUCGUGUUUCGUGCACACGCUGUGGGCCGACGGGGCCCUGGUGCACGUCUACGUGCCCGAGCGCGUCUACCGAGACUACGCCGUGCGCCUCACCGCCGCCCUGCGCCUCAUCCAGAGCAGGCUGGAGUGGCUGCAGAGAGGCAGCCGUGCUCUGUUUGGGUCGAUUGUGGAGGACCGUGUGUACGUCCUGAUCGACACCUCCCUCUCGAUGGAGGACAAACUGGACCUGCUCAAAGAAAAGCUCUAUCUCCUCAUCGACGAGCAGCUCCGGUACAAAUCCGGCUUCAACCUGGUGAGGUUUGGUUCCCGCGCCGGAGCCUGGCGUCGCCAAAUAGUCGACACCACCGAGAGCCACCUGGACGACGCCAGAGCGUGGGUGGAGAGUUUAGAGGCGGGUGGAUCCACGGACACCUUGGGGGCACUGAGGCUGGCCCUCGGAGAUCCAGCCACUGAGGGAGUCUACCUGCUCAGCGAUGGACGUCCAGAUCAGCCUCCCAGGACGGUGCUCUCCCACGUGCGCUACGACCCGCCGGUGCCCGUGCACACGGUGAGCUUCUGCUGCGAGGACGCGGCAGCGGCCGACUUCCUGCACAGCCUGGCGAGCGACACGGGCGGCCGCUACCACGUCUACCCGCCCGGCGGCGCUCCGCACACGUUGCCCCCCGCCGCCAACGGGGACGAUGACGAGCCGUGCGCAGGCGAACCUGCGCAGGAUGGGCCGCCGCGCCCCUACACGAGCGAGGAUGUGCGCCUGCUGGAGGAGGAGCUGGCGAGGGGGGCGCGGGAUCUGGAGCGAGCCGGAGCUCUUCGUGCGGAGUGCGUGCUGCUGGAUUGUUACCACAACGGGCUGCGCACACGUCCAGAGAAUUCCCGCGGCUCCGCCAGCCCCGACUGCAGCCAGGGCCGGAACAGGCACCCCCAGGGCCAUCCUCCCCAUACCAGGGACACCAUGUGUUGGGGCUCGGCCCCUCCUCAACCCCCUCCGCGCCGCCCGUCACCCCAAGAGCUGGCGCUCAGGAAGCACAAGUGGCGCAACUUUGCGUUGGAGGAGCUGGCGACCAACAGGGGAUUGUACCCGGCCCACACACGCUCCAGCCUCUUGCGGGCCCUGCACGGAGCUGCCGGUGGCUCUGAGGUCAAGGCAGCUGGGUCACGGGCUGCCCUUCCUGAGCCACAGUGGUUGCUGCCAGAGAGUGGACGGCUGCUGGACACGAACCUCCGCAAGGAAGCAGUCGCGCUGGGCGAGUUAAUGGAAGAGAAGUCAAAAACACCAAAAGCCAAAAAGAAAACCUCAAAAGACUGGCUGGCACGGAACAGUUUGGUGGCCAAGAGGUUGACCAUAAUGGACGCUCUGCAGCCAACAGCCCUGCCCGUUUCGGCCACCUACGUUCCCAUCCUGGGAAAGAACGUGCACUCCAAAGUGUUCAACGAGAUUAUGCCACUGGCGUUUGAGUCUCACGGCGGUGCACGCGUGCAGCUGGUGAACCCGCUCGCUGUGAACCUCACUGCUUACGAGGCUCGGCUCACCAAGCAGAUCGAAGCUUACGAGAAACACCUGGACUCGAUGGUGUUCCAAGCUCUGCCCGAGAAGCAGAAAGAGAGGUUUGCGCAAGGCGGCCGCGCCCCCUCGUUCGUCGCGCGCCGGGGCGAGCUGCUGGCCGCGUUGGAGGCCGCCGGGUGGCCCGUGACGCAGGCCGCCAUCUCUCGCGUGGAGCGAGAGGCGGAGGCUGCCCACGCGCACCUGGAGAAGGCGCGGGAGCUGCGCCGCGCCGCCACGGAGCUGGCCAAGGGCGCGCCGCGCCGCGCGAGGCCACGUACCUGCCCGAGGCUCGCCGCCGCCGCCACCAUGGCCCGCUAGGGAGGGUCCGCAGUAGCGGUGGAGGUGGCGGUGGUGGUGGAAGCGGGGUCAGCGCUGUUAGCGAUCUGCUGUGUCGUCUGCAACAGCCGUUGUUGGUGAUGAUAAUGGUCAUAACCAUGAUGAUCCAUAAUAGAGGUUUUUUUUUUGGUUAGAUCACGUAAAUAUAUAAAUGUUGUGUCGUUAAAACCC
Messenger RNA from Petromyzon marinus (sea lamprey), 3843 nucleotides. RefSeq names its product von Willebrand factor A domain-containing protein 3B. The record is from RefSeq and is a predicted model, not a curated record. NCBI's taxonomy places the organism in Eukaryota, Metazoa, Chordata, Hyperoartia, Petromyzontiformes, Petromyzontidae.